Messenger RNA from Trichomycterus rosablanca, 1483 nucleotides. RefSeq names its product keratin, type I cytoskeletal 50 kDa-like. Gene Ontology annotation, molecular function: structural molecule activity. Lineage: Eukaryota; Metazoa; Chordata; Actinopteri; Siluriformes; Trichomycteridae. The record is from RefSeq and is a predicted model, not a curated record. The transcript has 7 exons. Gene Ontology annotation, cellular component: cytoskeleton. The coding region runs from base 32 to 1414 and encodes 460 amino acids.
AGAGCCACUUUUCUAGCUCUCUGGUCCAGCCAUGACUACCUUCAGCAGCCGCAGUUUUGUCUCCUCAGGGGGCUCCCACAGUGGAGGAUCCUUUAGGGGUCCCACUCUGGGGGGAGGCUCCAGGAUGUCCAUGAUGGGAGGUGGCGGCAGCCGACAGAUGAUGUCUGCACGUGCCCCCAGCAUGCACGGUGGUUCUGGAGGAUCUGGUGUGCGCAUCUCCACUGUAUCACGCUCCAUUGGGGGUGGUGGUGGUGGUGCUGCUGCAGGCCUUGGCUAUGGAGCUGCUGGAGGAGCUGGCUUUGGAUUCGGAGGUAGUGGAGGAGCAGGCUUUGGCUAUAGUGGGGGAUUUGGAGGUGGAGAUAUGGAGCUUAAUGUGACAACCAAUGAGAAGGCCACCAUGCAGAAUCUGAAUGACCGGCUGGCGACCUACCUGGCAAAGGUACGGUCCCUGGAGAAGGCCAAUGCUGAGUUGGAGCUAAAGAUCAGACAGUUUGUGGAGCAAAGGACUUCUCCUACAGCCAGAGACUACUCUGCUUACCUGGCCACCAUUCAGGAUCUGCAAGAUAAGAUACACGAAGCUACCAAAAUUAAUGCAAGCAUAUACCUGAACAUUGAUAAUGCUAAACUGGCAGCAGACGACUUCAGAACCAAGUAUGAGAAUGAGCUGGCCAUGCAUCAGUCAGUGGAGGCAGACUCUGCUGGACUUAAGAGACUCUUGGAUGAGCUGACAAUGACAAGGUCAGACCUGGAGAUGGACAUUGAAGGCCUUAAGGAGGAGCUGAUUUUCCUCAAGAAAAACCAUGAGGAGGAAAUGCUAGGGAUGCGCAACCAGAUGUCAGGUAGUGUCAACGUGGAAGUGGAAGCAGCACCUGGAGAAGAUCUGAACCGUAUUUUGGAAGAGAUUCGUGAGCAGUAUGAAGCUGUUGCUGCUAAGAAACGGCGUGAACUAGAAAACUGGUUUGAGGCCAAGGUAGAAACUCUGAACAAGGAGGUGGCCUCCAGCACUGUAGACCUUGAAACUUCUAAGUCGGAGAUCAGUGAGGUCAGACGCACUUUGCAGGGCCUGGAACUUGAGCUCCAGUCCCAGCUUAGCAUGAAAGCAUCUCUGGAGAACACUCUUGCAGAUAUCGAGGCACGCUACUCUAUGAAACUAGCAGGGCUACAGUCUCGGGUGACAGCAAUGGAGCAGCAGAUAGUGGAGCUGAGAGCUGAUAUGGAGCGGCAGUCUCAGGAGUACCAGAUGCUGCUGGACAUCAAGACCCGACUGGAGAUGGAGAUUGCUGAGUACAGGAGGCUGCUGGAUGGAGAGGGUGGCAGUGUCAGCUCUGGAUCCACUCGCUCUGUGAAAGUCAAGACCAUUGUGGAAGAGGUGGUUGAUGGGAAAGUGGUGUCCUCUUCAGUUGAAACAAAAUAAAUGUAAUAAUAUACAACUGCUAUAAUAAGACACUGAUCAAAAUUCUGUUUGCAACUUUCAAAACAAAGA